CGGUGUUCAGUUCGCGCGCCGAGCGUGUCGCGCCCGGUCGACGUCUCCUCUCGUCGUCGGCCGCCUCAGCGAGUCUCGACGAACAGCUCCAUCGGCUCUGAAUUGUCAUCGUCGCUGUCAUUUACCGAAUCGCAAGCGUUCCGACGACGGCGUCUUCCUCCCGAGACUAGCCGCGGGAAACGACUUUCCGAGAGUUUCGCGCCCGCGACGACGACCCGAUCGGUGACGAUUUUGCCACGUGCAGCGUCUGAAAAGUUCGCUCCAUCCGCGGGAACUGUUCUCUCUCACCGGAAGCUUUUUCAAUUAAAUCAUCAUUAUCGCGUGGCCCGAGAGCUACCAUCACGCAUCGACGAAGAUAUCGCGCCUCCGGCCGUAGGAACUUACUCGAUAGAAAAAUACACGUGGUAGCGUCAGUUAGACUCAAUUCGUGUCGCCGACAACUGAGAGUUGGAAAUUUCAUUUUGAAAUCGCGACUCCAUCGAUCCAGCGGCGAAUCAGCAUGUCGCGUAAAUCAAUAGCGGUGGAGGAACACUGAGAAUCGGUAAAAUUAAAAUUUCAUUUCAUAAAAGUUCUCUUCCUAAAAAUGUUAUGUUUUCUAGGAAGUAACGGAUUCGUGUAACUUGUUCGCAAAAAUUGUUCGCAAUAAAAAAAAUGGAUCGCAGUUUCGACGCGUUCUUGCGGAAUAUCGAUGGUACCAAAGUGACGACAAAGAGCUCGAGUGAUCCGUUUUCUCGGCAAGAAUGAUGCAUGAAGGAUUUCGUCUCGAUUUGAUCUUCCGUUUCCAUCGCAAUAUUCGCGACUCGAGACAAACGUUCCUCGAGCCUCGGAUUCUCGAUCAGGAGGGAGAUGGAAGAGACGGAAGAAGAGGAGCAACAACGACGACGACGAAAACGGCGACGAAGACAGCGACGUCGACGACGACGACGACGAUGAUGAUGAGAACGAUGACGGGGACGAUGACGGACCGUAUGACACCUUAAAGCCAGAGAAAGGGAAAUUCGAAUAAUGGCAGCCUCUCGCGUGGAUUCUGAAGUUGGCGAAUACCGGCGAGUGAUGUCUGCGACAGCUGCGGAAUUAUCGAGAUCCCCGAACGAGGCUCGCGAAGUCGUCCAAUCAUGGACCGAUCAUAAUCACCGCAUCGAUUACGCCGACGAGCCUCUCAGCCGGUCAAGGAUCAGCGAUCGCGAUCAUCCGUCGAAGUACUCGAAUAACGGCCACGACUCCGUGAGCCAUGGUGUGCAAGAAGACGAAGAGCGAUCGCAGCAGGAGGAAGAGCCGUUCCCCGAGAAGGAAGUUCGCAUCGUCGGCAGGACGUGGGACAUGAACGGGGAUGCAAGUUGCGAUAAGGCGAACGGCCAACUCGACGGCGAUAUCGUCAGCGAACGUAAGAUAAUUGCGCGCAAAGGAGGCGACGACGGUCUCGGUGACUCGGAAGGUAAGCUCGGAGCUACCCGCCGCUCGUCCUCGGCGAACGUCGAGAUCGAAGGCGGACGACAGCUGCUUAAUGACCGCAAUCGCGCGAGAAAAAGCACCCCCGGCGGGAGCGAAGAGCGUGUCGAGCCGGAGAAACACGCUAUUCGCGGAAUAAAAAUCGCGGCAUCGCCGACGGACAAAUGCAUAAACAAGGCAUUCGUCGAAUCGGCACGCUCCUCCCAUGAUGCCGAUAAAACGAUCGGCUCGAGCGAACGCGAGCAUAGUCGGAAUAUCGAAAGCCAUAAAGAUGGCUGCGACGAGGACAAGGCAAGACUGCCGAUGGAAAUCAGUUCUCGGCGAGGUUCUCGCGCGUAUCCUCACGGGGACGAUGUCGUCGUACCCUCCGUCGCAGCGCCGGCGAGCGCAGGCUCGCCUCGAGCUGGUGAUCUUCGCUGCGAAGCAACGGCUCGUAAGGUCGUUCACUCCGCCGAAGACAGCAAGCGCGCGCGAUCGCCCGGAAAAAUGCGACGAUUCGCGCCCGCAAGCACCGCCGCCGUCGUGGAUCACGAGUCAGGGGAGGUUCGCGGCACGACGGGCGUCGUCGUCGUCGGCGGCGAGGAGAAGCGGCGAGAUAACGCGAAGAAAUGCGACAACUGCGGGGAAUCGCACUUGCCCUACAGCCGAUACUCCUAUCUGUGGAAGUAUUCGGACUAUGUGAACCACGACGCGAGCGCAGUCCUCGACGAGGGCCAACGCGACGUAGCCGCCAAGAUCGCCGCCGAUCGGAGAAUCGAUCCCAGGCUGGCGGAGAAGACAACCAGCGGCGCGGUGGUGCUUUAUCGCAGCCGGUCGUUGCCGCGAUUGUCGGUCCACGACAGCGGAGUCGCUUGCAGCGACCACGCACCACCACCGGGACAAGCCGGGAACGCCGCGUCCCGCCAGCUGGUUGCGGAACUCAGGCAGUUACUCACGUUGAAGCAACACUACUACCCGGAGGGUGGCUGGGGCUGGGUGGUCCUCCUCGUGGGUUUGCUCGUGCAAAUCUUGUCGCACGGCACACACGGGGCCGUCGGGGUCUUCCUUCAGCAGGUGGCGGCCAAGUUCGGCCCCCACGUGCACAUGCAGGCAGGAUGGCUGGGGGCAAUGUCGACGGGUGUCGCGUUGCUGGUGUCGCCGGUGACGAUAGCGUUCUGCCGGAGAAAAAGCACCAGAGUCACGGCGGUCUUGGGCGGCCUUGUCACCGCGCUCGGCUGCCUCUUCACUUCGUUCGCCUCGCAAUUUCAUCAAUUGUUCUUCAGCUACGGCACCGUAGUCGGGAUAGGGGUUGGAAUGACGAGAGACUGCAGCACGCUGAUGGUGGCUCAAUAUUUCAAGAGGAAGAGGGAGCUCGUUGAGAUCUUCAUCGUGUCGGGCAGCGGCUUGGGCAUAGCGGUUAUGUCUGCUUUUAUAAAGGGCGCGAUCAGCAAAAUCGGAUGGCGGCUCGGUCUUCAGGCUGUCACCGGGGUGGUUUUCCUCACCUUCAUCCUUGGCACCUUCUACCGCAGCGCCUCGUUGUAUCACCCGCAGCGACGGGCAAUUCUGCACCUGAAGAAUCAGAAGCGCAAGAUAAAGGACAAAAACAAGGCCGAUGACAGGCCGCCGUUUUUCGACUUCAGCACUCUGAAGAGCAAAACAGUGAGGAUAUUACUGGUGUCUACCGGGAUCUCGGCGUUCGGGAUCAACACGCCGAUAUUUUAUCUGGCGCAUCAGGCCGAGGAGGAGGGUCUCGGCGACACGGUCGUCCUGUUGCAGGCUUAUCUCGGACUGGCUUGGACUCUCGGCUGCGUGGCUUUCGGGCUUCUGGUCGUUCAUCGUAACGUCGAAUGCAGGAUAGCCCGUCAAUAUCUCACGCAGGCGGCUGUCUUCGUCUGCGGACUUUGCAUCCUCGCUCUCACCGCGGUCCAGGGAAAUUAUCACGGAUACGUGAUGUUCGCGUGGAUUUACGGCAUCUUCUGCGGCGGCUAUCAUUAUAGCCUGAAAAUGUACACGUACGAGAGAGUGAGGGCCCGGAACUUCGCCAGAACGUGGGGAUUCGUCCAGUGUUCCCAAGCGAUACCAAUCGCAAUCGGCGUACCGAUAUCGGGAUACAUAAAUGUGGGUUGCGGCGGCAAGGCCGGCUACUACUUCAGCUCGACGUGUGUCUUGGUUGGCAGCUUCACUCUCUUCUUCAUCGAUUUGCACCGAAGAAAUUUGUCCAAGCAUAAACACACCAGAGCGAACGGCACGAAGCACCUGUGUGCCUCGGACAGCUGUCCUAAACGACGACGUGCGUCGUUCAGUCAGGAGCCUGAGAACGAAGGGCCCCACCUAGCCGCCGCUGGAGCGGCUGGAGCGACGGCAGCGGCGCUUGUUCUGGGUGCCGACAUCGCUCCAGCACAAGGUGAAGCAAUGGACGUCCUAGGGGCCGACAAGCCAGAGCUUACGUGCAUCUCGGAGGAGGGUAUCGCCGACAUGGAUCUACCCGACAAUCUGUUCGAGGAUCUCGAGUACGUGGGCGACUGUAUAACUUCGUGUAACAAGGUCGAAAACUACCUCAUGCUCUCGGAAUUCGAGAACAACCUGAUUGCCGAGAUACCGAUGAUUAUGGAUCGCCGCGGACGCAGAUGGUCCUUGGCACGAUCCAAAACCGGUCAACCGCUUGCCAACUGCGGCCAGACGAGCGGCGCGCAAUCGACAAACGACGAGGAAGAGGUGAAGUCGAAGUGGCGUUUUACGAACACCGCCGCGCCGUCGAACACAAACAACCGAAUGAUCACUGUCAUCGACGAGGCGAGCGCGUAAUCUCGAACACGGACGAGGCGGUGUCGUUAACCCUAAACUUGACAAGAUAAUUCAGGAGAAGCAAAUCUCAAAUGAUACAAUGACAGGUGUGAGAGAAACAAAGACGAAAUUUCUCAAUAAGAACAAAGAAGAAAAGUGUGUAACUAUUAACGAAUAUUUUUAACGAAAUUUUUCUCGAGAAUACACUGUUUAUAUAAAGCGAAAAAUAUACUAAUGCUUAAAGAUAAUAAAAUGGAAAGAAAUAUAUAAACGUGUAAUUCAUAUACAGAUCUUAAAAAUUUAUAAACAUAUUUUAAUAGCGAGAAGAAAUUCAAUGUCUAAGUGAUGAAGAGCAAAAUUGUAUCUUGUAACCGUUAGUGCAAAUUGCCAAGUGUAGGGUUAAAGAAAGUCCGCGAGGCUCGUUUUCUCAUCUAUUACAGAGAACGCACGCAGUGUGCUAAAUUUAUUUGUUUGCAUUAGCAGUCGACGAAAUAUGAAUCACCGCGCGUGAUUCGCGUGAGAUUUUCCAGAAUCAAAGUUCUUCAAUCCGAGCAGUUUUAAUUUUGGAAGAGAGGGGAAUUACGAAAGAUACGUAUGAAAAAAACCAAACCACAAAAUACGAAAGAUUGACUGAAUUAUUCCGGCUACAAAAAAUACGAUUUACCGAUAUUUAGUUGCAAAUUAUUAUUUAUCCCCUUUCUGUCGGCUGAAGUACUCGCAGAAGUUACGUGACUCAUAGUCGGCGGAUAUACAGUGACACGAUACCCUGGACACGGCGUAAAGCAGUUCCUUGAGAACGUAAUCACUCGAGUGAGGCGCGAUCUCUCGGCUCGCGCGAUGCAAUUAAGGACAAUAAUGUCGGCUUUCGACGAGAGGAACCACGGAAACGCUCCGUCCACAUAAAAACAACCUCGACUCGCGACGGCGUAUUGCUUUGUGUAAGCUUCCUGCUAAUUCACUGUCCGAAUUAUAAAAAGUAUAGCUCGUCGUUAUUAUAUAUAGUUAACUCGCAGGCGGCAUGGCGAUUUAUGUCUUGAGAUACUUGAGAAAGUAAACUUCAGGGAUGAAACUUCGCUGGUUACGUGAACGUGAGACGGCAAGCUCAGGCUCUCUUGGUACAAAUGUUGCGAUUUACGCGAAGAUUAUUGCGCGUCUGAUAAAGUAGUGAUUGAAGAUACGAUCGUGGCGGAAAUAACAUCGAUAGCUGAUUAAAAUUCAGUGGAAGACAAAAAGAGUAUGUCAAGGCACACGUUUUGUUAAGAACCUCUCAUCCUCAUCGAUUUUCAUGAAUGUUCCAAGUGUCGAUGUAGGUUUUGCUACGAUUGGAUAAGAACUGGCAGUUGAAGAGUGAGAAGUAACGCUUGUACGUAGACACGCUAGCUUAAGAUUCGAAAACUAGUCCGAUCGCGAUUUAGAAGCGACAGUACGUCGUGAAAAGCAUAUAUACGUAUAUAUUGUCUAUAACAAUUUUUCGGUCAAUGACAGCAUGUAGCGAUCGACUCCACAUUAAUAAUACGUAAUAAUCUAUUUAUUUGCCCCUUUUCUAUCAUAUUAUUUAUAUUAGAGUGUAAAUAGUCGCUAUUGCUACCGUGUAUAUACACUUGCGUAAAAAUAUGCAGCCGUCGGAGUAGAUUGCUGUAACGUUAAUAACGUCAAUCGCGUCUUUCAGGAUUUAACGUGAGAGAGGAUCUACCCGGACAAAUCAUAUACCUUUCUUGAAACAAUAUUGCGCCAUAAAAAUAAUCGAUAUUCAAAACACGUUAUUGUGUGUGUGUGUAUGUGUGUGUGUGUGUGUGUAUGCGUAUGUAUGCGUGUAUAAGGCGUGCAUUCUUUUAUAAUUAUUUAUACAAUUAAUAUAAAAGUCAAAGAAUAAUUCUGCUAUUUAAAAUACAGCGCGAAAUUCACGAGAAACAAGAAUCGCACUUCUAUACAAUUUGGCUCAUAGAUAUCUUUUUUUCUUCAUAAUAUUUUCUUUUCUCAAACAAAGUUACACAAUUAUAUUAAAAAAAAAAAAUGUAAUAAGAAAACCCAUUCACCGCCUACCAAUUUCUUUCAAUAAGUAAGUGUCGAAUCGCUAAGUAUACACCAUGAGAGACAAAAAAUUGCCGAAUAAUUGUAUUAUCGUGAUGUUAUUGAUAUAAAAUUGUGAUUCUCAAAUACAUGAA
Messenger RNA from Harpegnathos saltator (Jerdon's jumping ant), 6377 nucleotides. RefSeq lists its product as uncharacterized. Gene Ontology annotation, molecular function: transmembrane transporter activity. The record is from RefSeq and is a predicted model, not a curated record. Lineage: Eukaryota; Metazoa; Arthropoda; Insecta; Hymenoptera; Formicidae. The transcript is spliced from 8 exons. The coding region runs from base 1006 to 4233 and encodes 1075 amino acids. Gene Ontology annotation, biological process: transmembrane transport.